AUGGAACGUGUUGGUCUUAGACUCCGAUAUUGCCUGCCUUUACUGGUCUGCUUUUUUCGUUGUCUUCAUACCUCGCAAGGUUAUAACAAAGUCCGGAUCUUUUCAAACAAAGGUCUCUAUCGAGAGUCCUCAGACGAAAUGUGGAUGAUGAAUAUAGUGGAAGAAACGUUUUCCUAUUUAAACAUCAGCAAGAUCAAUUCGGCUGAGGUUCAAAACAACGGCGAGUGUGCGUUUGCCUGCCUAAAUGAACCCAUGUGUUUUUCAUACAACUUAGAGGCAAGUGCCUCCAAAACAGGAACACGCGUAUGUGAGCUGCUGCCAUCGGAUAAGUACAACAACUCGGACAAAGUCAUCAUCAGCCAGAAGUUUCAUCAUUACAGUAUUCAGACACCUUGCAGCAGAGGACCCUGUCAAAACUAUGGCAUUUGCGUGCCGCAGUACGAGAAAAACAGUUAUGUGUGCGUUUGCAAAAUUGGAUUUGAGGGAAAAGAUUGCGAAAGAGAUAUCAACCACUGCGAGAAAGAUUCAUGUCUUAACGGUGGAACUUGUAUCAAUGGAGUCGUUAGCUUCGAGUGCCGAUGUUUAAAGGGAUUUUCUGGAAAGCGAUGUGAAUCAGGAUUUAUUUGUUGA
Molecule: messenger RNA, 630 nt
Organism: Pocillopora damicornis (cauliflower coral)
Lineage: Eukaryota; Metazoa; Cnidaria; Anthozoa; Scleractinia; Pocilloporidae
Source: RefSeq, a predicted model, not a curated record